Messenger RNA from Antrostomus carolinensis (chuck-will's-widow), 2861 nucleotides. RefSeq names its product bromodomain adjacent to zinc finger domain 1A (gene BAZ1A). The transcript is spliced from 18 exons. Gene Ontology annotation, cellular component: CHRAC; nuclear chromosome. The record is from RefSeq and is a predicted model, not a curated record. The annotation marks the transcript as partial. NCBI's taxonomy places the organism in Eukaryota, Metazoa, Chordata, Aves, Caprimulgiformes, Caprimulgidae. Gene Ontology annotation, molecular function: DNA binding. Gene Ontology annotation, biological process: regulation of heterochromatin formation; chromatin remodeling; regulation of DNA-templated transcription.
GGAGAAGAAAGCCAUAAUUGAUCCUUCUUUGUUCAAAUACAAAGUCCAACCUAUUAAAAAAGAUCUAUAUGAAACUGUUAUUGUUAAAGCAUCUCAACUAAGCCGGAGGAAACAUCUCUUUUCUCGUGAUAGACUUAAACUUUUUCUGAAACAACACUGUGAACCACAUGAUGGAGUCAUUAAAACUAAGGCAACAUCAAUUGCAAAAUAUAAUCUAGCAGAACAAAAUUUCUCCUACUUCUUUCCUGAUGAACCACCCACGUUUAUCUUCAGUCCUGCAAGCAGACGGCGAGGAAGACCUCCAAAGAGGCCAUCUCCUAGUCUUGAGGACGAAAUUCCUGCUAAACAAAAUACCCAAGGAAGCAAAAGUAAAAUAGCAAAGGAAAAGACAAGGUUCCAGAAGCAAAAGGAAGAUAUGCAGGCCAUGGCUUUUGAAAAAGCUAAAUUAAAACGAGAGAAGGCAAAUGCUAUAGAAGCUAAGAAAAAAGAGAAAGAAGAUAAGGAAAAAAAGAGAGAAGAAUUAAAGAAGAUUGUGGAAGAAGAAAGGAUGAAGAAGAAAGAAGAGAAAGAAAGACUCAAAAUAGAAAAGGAAAAGGAAAGAGAGAAGCUGCGUGAAGAAAAAAGGAAAUAUGUGGAAUACCUGAAACAGUGGAGUAAGCCCAGAGAAGAUAUGGAGUGUGAUGAUCUUAAGGAACUUCCUGUUCCAAUGCCAGUGAAGACGAGACUUCCUCCUGAGAUCUUUGGUGAUGCUCUGAUGGUUUUGGAGUUUUUAUAUGCCUUUGGGGAACUUUUUGAUCUUCAAGAUGAAUUUCCUGAAGGAGUGACUUUAGAAGUGUUAGAGGAAGCUCUUGUAGGAAAUGACACUGAAGGCCCACUAUGUGAAUUGCUGUUUUUCUUCCUGACUGCCAUCUUUCAGGCAAUGGCCGAAGAGGAAGAGGAAGUGGCCAAAGAUCAAAUAGCUGAUGCUGAGACCAAAGAUUUAACAGAGGCUUUGGAUGAAGAUGCAGACCCCACAAAAUCUGCACUGUCUGCAGUUGCAACUUUGGCAGCUGCAUGGCCCCAGUUACAUCAGGGCUGCAAUCUGAAAAACUUGGAUCUUGAUAGCUGCACUCUUUCUGAGAUUCUCAGACUUCAUAUUCUAGCCUCAGGCGCUGAUGUAACAUCAGCCAAUGCAAAAUACCGUUACCAGAAACGAGGAGGGUUUGAUGCUACUGAUGAUGCUUGCAUGGAGCUGCGAUUAAGUAAUCCUGGGCUCUUGAAGAAACUUUCAAGUACCUCAGUGUAUGAUUUGUUGCCAGGAGAAAAGAUGAAGAUCCUUCAUGCACUCUGUGGGAAACUUCUGACUCUCGUUUCCACUCGAGAUUUCAUUGAGGACUCUGUUGAUGUGUUACGACAAGCAAAACAGGAGUUCAGAGAAUUAAAGGCAGAACAGCAUCGCAAAGAACGAGAGGCAGCAGCAGCAAGGAUACGUAAGAGGAAAGAGGAAAGGUUAAAAGAACAAGAGUUAAAAAUGAAAGAGAAACAAGAAAAGCUGAAGGAAGAGGAGCAAAGAAAUCCUGCUGCAGAAGUAUCUAUUGGGGAGGAGGAACGGGAAGACCUUGAUACUAGUACAGAGAGCAAAGAAAUUGAACGUAAAGAACAAGACAUGGACACAGUGACAGAGGAUGAAGAAGAGCUGGGACCAAACAAAAAACGAGGAAGAGGAAGGAGAGGGCAAAAUGGAUAUAAAGAAUUUGCAAAACAAGAAGAGACCACUUGUGAAAAGAGUGAACCUCUUACUGCUGAAGACGAAGAAGCUUUAAAACAGGAGCAACAAAAGAAAGAGAAGGAACUGUUAGAAAAGAUUCAGAAUGCAACAGCCUGCACAAAUAUCACCCCGUUAGGCCGUGACCGUCUGUACCGACGCUACUGGAUUUUCCCCUCUGUUCCUGGAUUGUUUAUAGAAGAGGACUAUUCUGGUCUCACAGAAGACAUGUUGUUGCCUCGAACCUCUUCCUUUCAGAAUAGUGUAGAGUCUUGCACAAAUGAACCUCAGGUAUUCAGUAAAACUGGAGAGUCUUUGAAAUCUUCUGAAUCUACCUCCAAUAUUGACCAAGAUUCACACACCAGUGUUGUUGUAGAGGUGCCAAGGCCAGUAUAUAAACCAAACCGUUGGUGCUUUUACAAUUCUCGGGAACAACUGGACCAACUCCUAGAGGCUCUCAAUUCCCGAGGACAUAGGGAGAGUGCCUUAAAAGAAACUCUUUUACAAGAGAAAAGUAGAAUAUAUGAACAACUAAGCAGUUUUCCUGUGGAAAAAUUCCAUAUUUCAGACAAACCUCAGAGUGACAUGAGACCUCCUUCAGGACGGGGCAGGAUGCAGAAUGCCCAUGAAGGAUCUCAUGUAUCUGCAGAGAAGCAGCUUGAACUCAGACUUAGAGACUUUCUUUUGGACAUUGAAGACAGGAUCUACCAAGGAACAUUGGGGGCUAUUAAGGUUACAGACAGACAGUCUUGGAGAGCAGCCUUGGAACAUGGGCGCUAUGAGUUUCUGAAUGAUGAAAACAAAGAAAAUGGUAUAAUUAAAACUGUGAAUGAAGAAUCUGAAGAAAUGGAAACUGAUGAUCAAGAUAAGUUUCUUGUGAAAGACAGGCUCAUUGGCUUGAAAACUGAAGCUCCGAGUGCUGCAUCAACAAGUACAAGUACUCCUCAACCAGUUAAUAAUGUGGUCCACUACUUGGCAUCUGCACUGCUUCAGAUAGAACAAGGGAUCGAGCGCAGGUUUCUCAAAGCUCCUCUUGGUAAUGCAGAAGAUGAUGAAUGGAACCACUGGGGGGAUAAAAAGAGGAGGAGAGUGGAAGCCAAGACUAGUCAGAGAGAUG